AUGGCCACCGGGCGCAAGCGCAUCUCGCGGACCGUCUACCGCGCCCUCCGCGUGUUUUCCUUCAACCCGGUCCCGCACGCUGGCCAUGCCUCCUCCUCGGGCGUCGAUACAGAGCCGGGGCAUCGCCGUCAUGCCUACCAAUCGGCCGACUCGACGGCUUUCGAUUCGGCCGCCGACGAGAUCAUCGGCGUCGCGGAACCCCUGGCCGACACCCACCGCCACCUCGCCACGGUCAAUGCCAGCCUGCUGCUGCCGCCUCUGGGUCGGUCGGCGAGGCAGGACGGGGGCCGACCCUACGGAGACUUUUUGCGGCUCGACCACGUCAAGACGUCGUCGGACGAAGGGCUGACCGAGGCCCAGCGCCGGUCCGGUGCGGGCAGCGACGCGGCCGAGCUCGACCUGGCCAUUGAAAAGGUGCGCGCCGCCUCCAAGCGCCAGAAGCUGCGGCGGCUGGGCAGCAGCCUGCGCGCGUUCCUCGCGACGUGGGAGGGCAUCAUCAUGGCCGUCUACGGCGUGCUCGUCGUCAUCUCGGGAGGCGCCCUGGUCCUCUUCCUCGCCGGCUGGGUCGACCACGGCCGGAACAAGGACUGGUGGGUCGAGUUCUGGUCGCAGUUUGUCAACGCCCUCUUCACCAUCCCGGGCGUCGGCCUCAUCCCUUGGAGGAUCCGCGACACGUGGGACAUCUGCUGCAUCGCCCACUACCAGCACACGACCUGGCGCCGCCGCAGGGAGCGCGGGCUGCCGCCGCUCGAGGACAAGCACGAGAUCCCCACGUUUGAUCCGAGCGGAGGCGGCGCCACGACGCUCUCGCAGAUGCUCGUCAGCUUGACCGAGCAGCGCAAGGCGGACAUCGACGACAUCGACGACGAUGACGGCGAGAGCGGGAGCGGCAGCAGCAGCGGCGGUGCCCGCAACGAAACGAUGCCCGCGACGACGCCAAUGCGAGCGACGCCAGCGACCGCCACCGGCCACGCACCGACACCCGGGACCGACGUCCAGGUCCUCUCGAGGAGGCAGGCGCGGCGGCUCAAGCGGAUCCAGCAGCGGCUGCGACGGACGCAGCCGUGGUACCUGCCGGACUCGACGCCGGCGCGGCGUGCGUUUCCGGUGGGCAAUGCGAUGCUGGUGAUGCUGCUGCUGGACCUCAACUCGGUGAUGCAGUGCCUGCUGUGCGCCGCCAUGUGGGGCUACGCCAGCCACUACCAGGACCGGCCGCCGUGGAUGACGGCGACGGCCAUCGUGCUCAGCUUCCUCAGCGGCAUCGCGGCGGGAGUCCUGAUUGUCGUGGGGUCGGAGCGGGCCAAGAGGAAAGCGGCCGUCCGACAGGCCAUCGAGACUACUGGCACCGGCACCAGCACCAGCACCACCGCAGUCGACGCAGCCUCGGCAGCAGCGGCAGCAGCAGCAGCGGACCAGGCGUGA
Molecule: messenger RNA, 1422 nt
Organism: Pseudozyma flocculosa PF-1
Lineage: Eukaryota; Fungi; Basidiomycota; Ustilaginomycetes; Ustilaginales; Ustilaginaceae
Exons: 1
Coding region: 1-1422 (473 amino acids)
Source: RefSeq, a predicted model, not a curated record